Didymodactylos carnosus is the source of this 4536-nucleotide messenger RNA. Lineage: Eukaryota; Metazoa; Rotifera; Eurotatoria; Philodinida; Philodinidae. The record is from the annotation of a GenBank genome assembly.
AUGUCACGCAAAUUCGCAUCAAGACGUACAGUUGAACAAGAGACACCUACUGAUAAUCUUGAUAGUAUUUGUUCUCAACGAUCUGUAGCUGAUGUAUGUGAAAGUGGUGGUUUAACAGAUCAAGCCGUUAUAACUGGUAUUUCUUCAUGCGGAACUUUACCUGCUACGACUGGAACAAACGAUGACAUCAAUGGGGUUGGAGGUGGCGUUGGAACAACUGUUCCAAGCACCACCUCUGUUCAUAUGGAUAGUACAAUGAAUGAUUCGUCAAUAGCACCUACGGAUCAAACAUCAUCCCAUUCACUUGGCUUACCAAAGCCGAUACCAACAAAUGAAGCUGAUUUUUUAUGUACAACUAUUGAAAAUGUUUCACAUGUCCGUUUUGAAUGGACAGUCGAAGAUUUCUAUCCACAAAUGUAUGAAUGUGGUGAUAUGAUUCAAAGCGAAGAAUUUCCACCAUAUGAUUUACAAAAAGAAUAUUGGACACUUCGUAUAUAUCCAAAAGGUCAUCAACGUUUUCAAACACUAUCCAAAGAUCAACCGGCACAAGACGAUACAUUAUUAUAUUUCACAUUGUGCCCUUCUCAUUGUACAACACAAACACAACAAACUCCAUCGUCAACAACCGGUAUUCCGAAUGCCGGUCAACAAAAUGGAUCCGGUUCAUCAACAUUAAACAAUGCAAAUCAUAUUGCAUCAUCAUUAAUGAAUAAUUCAAAACAAUUACAAAUUUAUUUUCGUGCAUUAAUCAAUUUUUCUAAUCCACAGGGUAAAAUUUUUCAUCAAGAAAUAAAUCAUGAAUGCGGUGGAAAUAUUGUUGAUGAAUUAAUAAUAAUGAAAUUAUCGAAACAAACGUGCGAACAAUUAUACAAAGAUUUAAAAGAUCAUUUAAUUAUAUCAUUAGAAUUAAUGUCAAUCGAUGAUUUAUACAAACGUAGUAUGAAAAGUACAUCAAAAAUAUACUCAGAUACGUCAAGAGUUGUAUCAAAAGUGUUAAAAAUGAAAUUACGUUGGAAAAUUGAAAAAUUUUCAACAUUAGUGAAUGAAUCACCAUCUCACGGAUUUAUUGAAUCAUCAGAAUUUAAUUUUACUAAAAAUCGUGCAACUGGUGUGACAACAACAACAAUUGAAAAAGAAAAAGACGUUUCAACAGAUCAACCUCAACAACAAGGUGAUGUGACCGAUGAUCAACAGUUAACAAAUGGAAGUAAAAAAGAUGAACAACAACUAUCAUCAGUAUCAGAUAUUCCACCUCAUCAAUGGUCAUUAAUAUUGUACCCAUCGGGUAAAACUGAACGAUUUAAAGAAUCAUUAUCCGUAUUUCUUGAACAUACAUUUGGUCCGAGUGUAAGGGUUGUUAUACGAUUUUCGUUGAUUGAUGCUCGUGGUCGACGUGUUAAUACCAAACAAUUACCAUCACAUAUUUUGGCUCCCGGUGAGAGAUGGGGUGUUGGUGAUUUUAUUAAACAUUCAACAUUAUUACAAGCACAACAGCAAUUAUUUCCCGGUAAUGAAUUGCGAUUAUAUUGUCAAAUUAAAAUAUUAGAAAGACAGUCAAUUGAUGAACGAAAAUAUUUAACUCAUCCAGCAAUAAAAAGCUUAUUACCAAAUAGAAAAUCGAUUCAGGGUGGAACAAACACAAGUUCAAUUAUUGAUGAUCCAGCAACCUAUUGGUCAAAUUUAUUUUAUACGGCUUAUUUGGAAAAAAAACUAUGUGACAUGUUUAUACGUUGUCAAAGUGAAUUGUAUCAUGUACAUAAAUUAGUGUUAGGUUUACGUUCAAGUAAAUUCGAACAAAUGAUUAAAGAUCAAAGUAGUACAAGUCAAACAAACCAUCAUGGUAAAACUACAAACGAUAAUGCUAUGGAAACAGAAACAAAUGAAAAUCAAACAACUGGUAAAGGUGGACAAUCAAUUUUGACAAUUGAUGUUGAUGAUAUUGAACCAAAAACAAUGUUAUAUUUUCUUGAAUAUAUUUAUACGGGUGGAAUAAAAAAUUUAUCAUCAACAGCCGUAUCACAUACGCUGAUCAUUGAUUUAUUGACCAUUGCAGCAACGUACGAAAUGCCUGAUUUGAAAAAUUAUGCCGAAUAUUAUUUAAAAGAUAUUAUACGUGUUGAUAAUGCAUGUGAAUUAUUAAUGUUGUCCGAUCAAAUGAAAUCUGAUUGUCUAAAACAAACAACGUGUGAUUAUAUUGCAAAUAAUUUAGGAUUAAUUAUGGAUACAACUAUCGAUUUGCAUGUAUCUACUAUUGGCUGGAAACAAUUGAAAGCAAGUCAACCCGAUUUGAUCGACACAAUAUUGAAAUCAUAUUGUGUAUUUAUGGAUCCAAUUGAAGAGCAACGUUUGCGAACUAUUCAACGUGAAUAUCUCGAAUUUUUGGAUGAUAGUGAGCAUGAUGGUAUUUAUCAAGAGAAACUGAAACAUUUGAUUGCAAAUGAUGAAUGCCGUUUAAUAGUAAAUAUUAAUGAUUUGAGACACAAAAAUCCUCGAAGAACAAAAGCGUUGCAACAAAAUGCAUUUGAAGAGUUAAUAUGUUUUCAACGUGCAUUAAGAGAACUUAUAUCAGCAGCAGAUGUUACAUAUGCAAAGCAAUAUGAAGAAUUUUAUAUUGGUCUUGAAGGAAGUUUUGGAGCAUUGCAUUUAUCGCCACGUACUAUUCAUGCAUCAUAUAUAGGAAAAAUUGUUUGCGUUGAAGGAAUUGUUAAUAAAUGUUCUCUCAUUCGUCCAAAAGUGACACGAAGUGUUCAUUUUUGUCCGACAACAAAAAAAUUUAUGGAACGUCGUUAUGCUGACAUGACAUCGUUAGAAGCAUUUCCAACAUCAGCAGCAUAUCCAACAAAGGACGAUGAUGGAAAUUUGUUAGAAACUGAAUAUGGUUUAUCGAGUUACAAAGAUCAUCAGACAUUUGCUAUACAGGAAAUACCAGAAAAAGCGCCCACCGGACAAUUACCGCGUUCGAUUGAUGUUAUAGCUGAUACGGAUCUUGUUGAUCAAUGCAAACCGGGAGAUCGUGUUCAAGUUGUCGGUGUUUAUCGUUGUUUACCCGGAAAGAAAGGUGGCUUCACGAAUGUUUCUUUUCGUGACAUUAACAUUUUGCUUAUCGGUGAUCCAUCCGUUGCUAAAUCACAAUUGUUGCGUUAUGUAUUACAUAUUGCACCUCGUGCUAUACCGACAACUGGUCGUGGUUCAUCCGGUGUGGGUCUGACUGCAGCUGUCACUUCUGAUGCUGAAACGGGUGAUAGACGUUUGGAAGCUGGUGCUAUGGUAUUAGCUGAUCGUGGAAUUGUGUGUAUCGAUGAAUUUGAUAAAAUGUCUGAUAUUGAUCGUACAGCUAUACAUGAGGUUAUGGAACAAGGUCGUGUAACAAUCGCCAAAGCGGGAAUACAUGCACAAUUAAAUGCAAGAUGUAGUGUUUUAGCUGCAGCAAAUCCCGUUUAUGGAAGAUAUGAUCAAUAUAAAACGCCGAUGGAAAAUAUUGGUUUACAAGAUUCAUUAUUAUCACGUUUUGAUUUGAUAUUUGUUUUAUUGGAUAACUGUGAUAUGGAACAAGACAAUAUAAUUGCUGAUCAUGUACUACGAAUGCAUCGUUAUCGUCCAGCUAAUGAACAGGAUGGAGAAGUAUUACCAUUUGGUUCUGAAGUUGAUGCUUUAACAACAGAAACGAUCAAUGAUGCUGAACGAGAAAAUGAAGAGGAAAUACAAGUUUACGAUAAAUAUGAUGCUGUUUUACAUGGACCGUAUUAUUCAAAAAAGACAAAAUUUGUUAACAUUCGUUUUAUGAAAAAAUAUAUUCAUUUUGCUAAGAAUUUAAAACCACAAUUAACAAAGGAUGCUGCUGAUUUGAUUGUUGAAGAAUAUACAAGGUUACGUAAUCAAGAUUUAACACAAACGGAUAAUCAAGCACGUACUCAACCAAUAACAGCUAGAAGUUUAGAAAGUAUGAUUCGUUUAGCCACGGCACAUGCCAAAUGUCGUAUGUCGAAGACAGUCGAUACUGAAGAUGCUGAAGUAGCUCUUGAUCUUGUACAAUUUGCUAUAUUUAAAAAAGUCCUGGAAAAAACAAAAUCUAAAAAACAACCAACUGCGAAUGAUAAUAAUGAUGAAGUGGAUGAUGAUGAAAAUAUUCCUGCAGCUACACCGAAAAGACGACGUUCAUCGCCAUCAAAUGAAAGCAGCGCUGUUAAACGUCAUCGUCAUAAACCACCUGGUAUAACCGAUGGAAAUGUUGAUGACGAAGAUGCACCGUCAACCGAUGGUGUAUUAACUACUCAACGAAAAAGAAAGCCUCGAAUGGAUAUUGAUAGUGUUACAGUAGGACAGUUGGAUUCCAUUACAGCUGAUCGCUUGGACGUAUUUAAAACACAUUUAUCAAAAUUAAUUGAUCGUCAACCAUCUGUUCCAAUGUCAGAUGUACACGAUUAUUUUGAUAAACAUGAUUCAACAUUCACUGGAAAUGAAAUACGUUCAGCAUUAGUUAAAAUGCAAGAUGAUAAUCAAAUUAUGAUAUGUGAUGAAAUUAUUAUUCGUAUAUAA